This is a messenger RNA of Kickxella alabastrina, 2322 nucleotides long. RefSeq names its product Vps5 C terminal like-domain-containing protein. Gene Ontology annotation, molecular function: phosphatidylinositol binding. Gene Ontology annotation, cellular component: endosome. Gene Ontology annotation, biological process: protein retention in Golgi apparatus; retrograde transport, endosome to Golgi. The record is from RefSeq and is a predicted model, not a curated record. The transcript has a single exon. Bases 102 to 2210 code for a protein of 702 amino acids. Lineage: Eukaryota; Fungi; Kickxellomycota; Kickxellomycetes; Kickxellales; Kickxellaceae.
CUUUUUUCUUUACUUUUUCUUUUAAAUUUUCCACAUUUUCCACAUUUUCCACAUUUUUCGAUUUAAAAUUCUAACCCCCACUCUAUUAAUCUCUCCAAGCUAUGGACGGCUCCGAAGAUGACCUAUUUGGCGGCGGGUUCAGUCCGACCGACCGCUCGCGGCAAAGCCAGUCGGAAUUUACAUUCAACACCGACGAGAUGAAUCCCUUUGGCGAUUCCAGCGUCGUCUGGGAUUCCACGCCCACAACCAACCCAGCGACAACCACCAAAUCCCUGGACAAUUCAACAGACUCUAGCGAGGACGACUCCUCUCACCUGCAGCGCCGAACCGAAGCACUAGCCAUCGACGACUCACAAGCAUCCCUGGAUGACGAAGCCGGUUCCUCUGCUGCUGCCCCUGCCUCUGCCUCUGCUGCUGUUGAGCGCGAUCAGGGCAUUGCUGCCCCAGUGUCCAAUGGGACAGAGGCUGCCUUUGCUGCUGAUAAGCCUGUGUCCUUGGGGUACGCUGCGCAGCCGGCCGUGCAGACUGCGCGCCGGGUGGGGAUUAUAAAGCGCGGGCUGCGGUCUCCCCGAGUCCUGGGCAAACAAUCGCAAGCCUCAUUUGAAGACCCGCUUUCAAGCGCAGCAGCAGCCAACAACGAGGGUAGCAACAUGUCCAUUCCCGCCGCCAGAGCAAGCGUUGAUGUCGCGUACUCCACUCCGUACAACUCGGCCACUGUGAAAACGCGCCAGACACGCUCAAUGUCCGAGGCGCGCCGCCGGGCAAGCUUUGACAGCCCGAUGAAGCAACAGCAGCACAAUGUGCAUCCGUACGACCAGCAGCUGCCGCCGCCUCAGCAGCAGGAGCAAAUCCAGCAUGCGCACGAGCAUACCGACCGCGUGGCCUCGUCGCCACCAUCGUCGCAGACCAGCCGUCCAAGUGCUUCCGGAUCCAACACCACAUCUUCCCGUGUCUCCGCCUCGUCGCGCGCGUACUUGAACGCGCCGCAGCGCAGACGGUCUUUGGACCCGACGCCCGUCGACCAGAUCCCCAAGUUCCUCAUACACGUGACUGAGCCAGUCAAGGUCAGUGACUCGCUCAAAUCAUCCUACAUCGCAUACAAGGUGUGCACGCACAGCGACGCGCCGAUGUUCCGCGAGUCCGAGAUGGUUGUGCGCCGCCGGUACCGUGACUUUGACUGGCUGGCGCAGGAGCUCGUGGCGAGGCACCCUGGGAUCAUCGUACCAGCCAUUCCUGAGAAGCAGUCCAUGGGCCGGUUCGAGGACGAGUUUGUCGAGGCUCGGCGCGCUGGCUUAGAAAGCUGUUUGAUGCGUAUAAGCGAGCAUCCGGUGUUGUGGUGCGACGAUGUGUUUAGGCUUUUCAUCGAGGCCGAUGACUUCCCAACCAAGGCGCGCAUGAUCACGGAGAACCGCGUGGCUGCCGAGAUUAACGGCACCGGCCCGCAACUCAGUGGCAGUAGCACUGCCGGUGGCAGCGGGUUGUUUGGCGACGCAUGGGGCGGCACAAAGUACAAGGAGAAGGACGAGUGGUUUGCCAAGCGCAUGCAGGAGCUGGACGCCAUUGAGGAAGAGCUACGCGCACUGCUGCGUGCCCUGGAGUAUUGCCAGCGGCAGCGGCGCGAGCUCAGCAUUGCCCAUGGUGAGUUGGGCGAGUCGUAUCUCAAGAUGGCUGGCCAGGAGCUCAGCAAGUCGCUUGCCAAUGGACUCACAGAUAUGGGGUCUUUGCAAUUAAAGCUCAAGGUGCUGCAGAACCGCCAAGGCGUUGCUGACCUUGCCGCCUUCCAGCUCACCACCGAGGAGUACAUCCGCAUGAUUGGCGCCGUGCGCACCGCCUUUUCUGCCCGCGGCCGCGCCCACGGUCUGUGGCAAACAAGCCUGGGCGACCUAAUUAAGCGCCGCAAGGUCCUGGAGGGUCUCGUGCAGCAUCCCUCGAGGGCGUCCCCUGAGCGCAUGUCACAAUUGAAGGGGGAGAUUGCACGCUCGGAAAUACGCACUGAGUCUAGCCGGAAUGCCUUUGAUGAUGUCUCGUUAAUCUUGAGGAGGGAGAUGGCCAGAUUUGAUGUGGGCAGAGUGAGGGACUUCCAGGCGGCCAUUGAGUCUUACUUGGUGUCUCUGAUUGAGACGCAGGAGGAGAUUGUGUUGCUGUGGGAGGCGUACUUGACAUCGCUGGCGAAUACGGAUCCAUCGGCCGAUGCCAGAUCCAAUGUGUAGAUGAGCGUUUUUUGUUGAAGUUCAAACAAGAACAUUGAUAUGAACUGGUUGUUGAAACUUGAUUAUGGCGUAUAUGUAUAUGUAUAUGUUUAUUAGACAAGUUGAACUAAUC